AUGGCACCCCAGGAAGAUGAGCUGUUGCCCGAGAACGCCACUGGCUACAAGCUCUCUCAGCCCAAGCAGUCCUUAGCUGAGUACCAGAAAAUGGACAACAAACCCUAUCCAACAAGCUGCUUUACCAAGUUCAAGGACAAGAUGUCUUUUGUUCGCAGAGUCAGCUUCCGCGACCCCGACCCGGCAAGCCUGGGUAGUCGGGGUGCACGGAAUGAUACACCAGCGGGUCGCCCGGUGCGAUGCCGUUCUCCCUACCCUCACAAUAGCUCUCUGGAAGACGAGGAGGAGGAUACGGACGAUUGUCACGAAUCAGAGGCUGACACUGAUGACUCUUCAGACGAGGGCGAUGAGUCUCUGCAGCGCUACAAGCAGUCUCUUGGCCUGGCCGCCGACGAUCUGUCGGAUCCCAAGGAUCCCCGCGUGUGCAUCAUCCAGUCGCUUACGAUGGAGUCGCCCGGUCGCGACCCCGUUGUCAUUGAUCUUUCGGCUCCUGGCAGUGCCGACGACCUCAAGAAGAAACUCUUCAAGAUCAAGGGAGGCGCGGUCUUCACCAUGAGCGUCCAGUUCAAGGUCCAGCACGAGAUCCUCAGCGGCCUGCACUACGUCCAGGUUAUCAAGCGUAAGGGCCUGGGGCUCUUGGGCGACAAGUCUUCCGAGAUGAUUGGUAGCUUCGCGCCCAACACCGCCAAGCAGCCCAUCUACACCAAGAAAUUCCAAGAGGAGACAGCUCCAGCCGGCUGGGCCGCCCGCGGCCAUUACUUCGUCAGCUCCAGCUUCGUCGACGACGACAAGAAGACCCAUCUGCAGUUCGACUGGGCCUUCGAGAUCGACAAGGACUGGUGA
Molecule: messenger RNA, 843 nt
Organism: Chaetomium globosum CBS 148.51
Lineage: Eukaryota; Fungi; Ascomycota; Sordariomycetes; Sordariales; Chaetomiaceae
Exons: 4
Coding region: 1-843 (280 amino acids)
Biological process (GO): Rho protein signal transduction
Cellular component (GO): cytoplasm; cytosol; membrane
Molecular function (GO): protein binding; Rho GDP-dissociation inhibitor activity
Source: RefSeq, a predicted model, not a curated record